UUUGGAUUUGUAUGUGUGUAAGGAUGCCUGUGUUUGAGAGACAGACAGAGGGCAAGAGAGAGAAAGAUAGAGUGAGAGAGGGGGGAGAGUGUGUGUGUGUGUGCUCCUGGCUGACAGAGAAGCAGAGCGAAUGCUGUGGUCUUUAAGAGCAGACAGGCGACAUAAAGACACAUACACACAAAAGCACAGCAACAUGCACACACACAUAUGAACACACUCUCUCUCUCACACACACAUAUUUCCGACAGGCGUACAUGCUGUCUGCAGCACAUGCACGUUCAGGUUGCACACACACACAUACACUCUCAAGACACACACACACACAAGUGCACGCUGUCAGGCUGAUUAGCUUGCAAGGGCUGUCUACAGCAUCCAGGGAGACGGCGCUACAGGAGGCAGCAGUGCUCUGCUACGGCGGAGGAAGAAGAGAGGAAGGAAAGAUAAGGGGAGCCUGAAGCUCUUGGAUUAGUUUCAACCUCAGGCAUAAUUUAACCAGCCCAGGGAGCCACGAUGGAGUGACUGGGAUACUGCGGGGGAAGCUACUGGGAGGUGGACUGUGGACUGUGUGUGUGUUGGGAUCAUCGCUGAGGUACAUACGGGGCUGAUGCAGCAGGAGGACGACUGGGCCCGGCCCCUGGAUCCGGUGCGCUGUGGGGGAGGGGCGCUGUGCAGAGUAGACGCAACGCAGGGAGACAAGGAGAGAGCCUGUUUUUUCCCUCACCAAGAGCUCUGCUGUGAUUCUGUAGCCUGACCGACCGUCUGCUAACUACAGCACAGGCCUGCCUCCCUAUUUCUCUCUCUCUCGGUCUCUCCUUCCUUCUCUUUCUCUCUCCAUUACCAUUCGUCUCCCUCUCUCUCUCUGUCUCUGUCUGUCCUCUUUCUCUGUCCCAUCGCUCAAUACUACGGUCAUCUUUCCCACCCUGUCAUCACCGUCUUUCCAUCCCUCCAUCCUUCUAAGCUCCUCUUUUAACUCCAUCUCUGUCUGUCUGUUUGUCUGUCGGUCUGACUGUCUGUCGCCAAUCUCCUAUUCCCUGACCUUCUAUCUUUCAUUAUAACAUCUUGCCUUUUCUCUCUCACCCUUUCUCUCUUCCUUCUCCUCCUCCAUUGCCUCUCUUUGCCCUUCAGACGAUCCCUCUCUCAUUCUCCAUCCUCCCCCAUCCUAUCCUCCCCCUCUCCCCACCCUGCUGUUUGAUUUGGGUCAGUUCUGCUCACCAGCUGGGAUGAGAUGUAGUCUCUGGAGCUUGGGGAUCCAGGGGGCUCCUGGCCUGCCGUUUGCGGGGCACCCUCAUCUGUGGACCGUCCUCACACUGGGGCCCAUAUCUGGACGCACUGGGUGGGUGGCCUGCUUCCAGGAGAACUGCAUGUAGGGACGGACUGUGAGCACCAGUGGACCCUGUCCCUCUCCCCCUCCACCCCUCGCCCCCCCACACCCGGCGGGGGGAAGCUGUCGCUCUGGAGUGUCCCGGCCUGGCUGGCUGCGGCCUACACGCUGCCCACACGCUGACGACGAAUCCCUCCUCAUGCUGCUGGGACACCUGCAGCGCCCCCACCCCCAGCCCGCUCCACUACCGGUCCUCCUGUCUGGGCAAGCGCCCCGUGCCCCCCAUCACCCUAAGCAUGGGCGUGGUAGAGGCCAUUGACCCCGCCUCGCCGUCCCCUUGCCCCUCGCCCGUGCCAGGGGGCUACCGGCUGCCCCGCUCUUCCACCAGCUACAGCCAGCUGCAGGGGAGGGGAGGAGGGGCAGACCUGGAGCUGGACCUUGGUGCGGCUGCCGGAGGGGUUCUGGAAGGGGCUGGGACGGCAGCGGAGCGCAGGACACCUCUAGUAGACCUGUUCUGUGAGACCUGCUCGAGACCUUGGCUCAUCGGAUGGUGGGACCAGUUUAAGAGGAUGUUGAACCGGGAGCUAUCUCACCUGUCAGAGAUGAGUCGUUCAGGGAACCAGGUGUCUGAAUACAUCUCCACUACCUUCCUGGAUAAGCAGAAUGAGGUAGAGAUCCCGUCUCCGACCCUGCGGGAGCGGGAGCGGGACAAGCCCAUGUGUCACAUCAGUGGAGUGAAGAAGCUGACACACAGCUCCAGCCUGUCCAUCAACACCACCAUGCCACGCUUCGGAGUCAAGACUGAACAGGAGGACGCACUGGCCAGGGAGCUGGAUGACUUGAAUAAGUGGGGCCUUAAUAUCUUUCGUCUGGCUGAGUUCUCCAAUAAUAGGCCUCUCAGCUGCAUCAUGUUCGCCAUCUUCCAGGAGAGGGAUCUGUUGAAGACGUUUCAAAUCCCUGUCGACACGUUUGUGACCUAUGUGAUGACCCUGGAAGACCACUACCAUGCCAACGUGGCCUACCACAACAGCCUCCAUGCUGCUGACGUCACACAGUCCACCCACGUCCUGCUGUCCACACCGGCUCUGGACGCUGUGUUCACUGAUCUGGAGAUCCUAGCUGCGUUAUUUGCUGCUGCCAUCCAUGAUGUGGAUCAUCCUGGCGUGUCCAACCAGUUCCUCAUCAACACCAACUCGGAGCUGGCUCUGAUGUACAACGAUGAGUCAGUCCUGGAGAACCACCACCUGGCUGUGGGCUUCAAGCUGCUCCACGAGGACAACUGUGACAUCUUCCAGAACCUCAGCAAGAGGCAGAGACAGAGCCUGCGCAAGCUCGUUAUCGAUAUGGUGUUGGCGACAGAUAUGUCUAAGCACAUGAGUUUGCUGGCUGAUCUGAAGACCAUGGUGGAGACGAAGAAGGUGACCAGUUCAGGAGUGCUCCUGCUCGACCACUACACUGACCGCAUCCAGGUGCUGAGGAACAUGGUGCACUGUGCGGACCUAAGUAACCCCACCAAGCCCCUGGCCGUGUACAGAGAGUGGACUGAACGCAUCAUGGAGGAGUUCUUUAGACAGGGAGACAAGGAGAGGGAGAGAGGCAUGGAGAUCAGCCCCAUGUGUGACAAACACACUGCUUCUGUGGAGAAGAGUCAGGUGGGCUUCAUCGACUACAUCGUGCACCCUCUGUGGGAGACGUGGGGGGACUUGGUGCAUCCUGACGCCCAGGACAUCCUGGACACUCUGGAGGACAACAGGGACUGGUACCAGAGCACCAUCCCCCAGAGCCCUAUUUCCCCACCCCCAAUCUCCCUCGGCCCAGACAAGAGGCUCAACGCCUGCAUCGACAAGUUCCAGUUCAAGCUCACCUUGGACGAUGACACGGAGGGAGGACAGGAGGAGGAAGAGGAGGAGGAGGAAGAGGAGGAGGAGGGGAAAACCACCCCCAAUCACAUGGUGCUGGACAGCAGUCAGGGAGAGGAGGAAGACAAGAGAGAAGAGGAGGAAGGAGAGGACGGGGUAAAGGAGGAAAGAGAAGGAGACAUCAUCGAGGAGGAAGGGGAAGCAGUGAUGGAGGAGGAGGUGGAGAAGGAGGAGAAGAGGGGAGUUCUUCAGCGAGCUCAGUUAGGGGUGGAGAGAUACACUGACACAAGCCCUGUGGAGGACGAGGAGGAGGAAGACUCAUCCUCACCAGCUGAUGACACAUGAGUUCCGCUCCUCUCUCCCUGGCCACACCCCACAUGCACACACCACGCCCCUCUUGUCCAUCCUUUAUUUCCGAUGACCAAAAACCAAGAUCAAAUAAGACUACAUAAACAAUAGACCUUUAAAUCUAUUUUUCAAAAAGGGAACACAAAUAAUAUUGCUUAUAGAAAAGCUAUUUACACAGCAACUGUAGAUUUGGAGUGGGAUGGGCUAUGAGGAACUGCUAUGAGGAGAAAGGGGAUCAUAGAGAAGCAUUAAUAAUGGGCCAUUGAAGACAGUGUAGCACCAGAACUGAAACACACACACACAUAAACACGCACAAACUCACCUCCACACACAAACUCACAUACACACACAAAAAUACAUGAAUGCACACGCAAACACACCUCACUCACACACUUUGAAUCAUGAAAAAAACUCUCAAGUCUACACACGAGAAUGUGUGUGUUUGUGCAUGCCUGUGUGUGCGUGUGUGUUUAGGGGACUCUGAUUGGUAACGAAUCUCUUUGGAAAAAGCCAUCUCUAUAUGGAGUAUUAACUAGCAUCAGUCAGUAUUACUAAUUCAUGUUUGUUAGAAUUCAACAAGAACUCUGUUUUUUUCUGAGUGACUUAUUUUCCAUUUCUGUCGGAAAGAAAACUACAGACAUCUAUAUAGAGAGGAGGAAUGGAGCGAGAAAAGAAGAGAGGAUUACCUUUAAUAAAGAAAGGAAGAUGCUGUGAUGAGGUGACCUGAGGGUCCCGCCCCCAUUUUCCCUUUAUGAAGAAGUACUACCGGUGCAAGAUGGCUGUGUGCCUUUCUGGAUACACAAGCUCCUGAAAUAUGGAGCUGUUGUGAAGCAAUGCAUCGUGGGACAGGAGUGUCUGCUUUUGUCUUCAUUUUUGAUUGUCUCUUGUUCAAAGAUCUAUUGUAACUCUUCAUGAUUUAAUAAUAUUAUUAUGUGUGUGUGUGUGUGUCACACGCUCAGUCUGUUUCCGUGGUGACAUGUUUUCAGCUGUAAGUCUUCCUUUGUUGCUUUUCAAGGUGAUGAGACGUUUCAGAACUCAUAGAUAAGGAGCAGUCACUACCACUACACCGCCACUAUUGCUGCUUGUGGACUCUCCAGUUUUUACAUAUGAAAAUUAUUUAUAUUUUUUACGUUCUGAGGAUAAGCCAUGUGAUACUUUGGAGUAUAUGUUCUGCCUGUUUUCUAUUUAUUACAGUUUUUGCUAAAUAUGUUUGAAGGAUUAGGAUAAUAUCAUCAGCAGCACAUAUUCACAUUCCAUCUCUUACCCACUCACACUGUAUUUAUUCACCACUCUUCUCACUCACUGCUUCAGUUUUCACCAAAGCAAGAAAUUGGAAACUGAUGAGGGGAGAGGUGCUUUGACGGGGCAGACUGAGAGGAUUUUGUCAGGGUGAUUUCAGGAUUGAAGGGAAUCGAAAGAACGAUCUUGGCCAAAAAGGAGGAUGUUCAGGAAGUCACACACAGCCAUUCUUGUUACGUUUUAAGCUUUUUUGCCUUAAUGUCAAAUGCAGGAUACAUACCUGCCACUCUGUAGAUUUAUAAGAUAUAUUCUAAAUAUCCUAGUAUAUUUAUACCAUGUCUGUAUGCCCCUAUCUGUGAGUGUCUGUGUGUCUAUACACAAUGUACCCAGCAUCUGCAGAUGGACAGGAACAUUUUAUGGCCAAUAUUAAGAAUGUGUUGUGUUAGUUACGAGGGCACAAUAAAUAGGCCAAUUUAGCUCCAGGGAAUGCAGGUCAAAUGAGCGGUAUACAUAUAGAUGUUGCAGACCGGAUGCAGAGUAACUAUAUUUUCUCACAAUACUUUUUCUGGUUGAAAAUACAUCUGUCUUGGGCUGGUUGAGGAAAUGAUGGAUGUUAUGUUGAGAGAGAGAGGAGAGAGAGAGAGCGAGAGAGAGAGAGAGACCUUUCUCUUGUCAUGUGCUGUGUGUCAUCACUCACUCACUAGAAUCACCAUCCUGGCUGUAUGAGGUUAUGGUCACAGGAUUGAUCAGCACAGCUUGAAUAGGUCUCAGUUUGACUUGGAGUUGUUCACAGGGUAAAAAACAACAGCAUGAGUAUAGAUGGUUUCUGCUGGUCAGUAACAUAGCUCAUCUAAAGAACAGCCUGUGCCUGAAGGAACAGAGGCCUGAGAUCCGUCCAGUCCAGCUCUGUGAUUGCAGCAUUGCAGUGUCACCGCACAGGCCUUUAAUUGUUGGAAUGGGAAUCCAACGUUACUGUCUCAGUACCUGGAGUAGGAGAUUCCCAUGAUGCUUCCCCCUGUCUUUGAAGAUAUACGGCUUUGUUUUUCUGGCUUUUUGUUUUGUCAUGAGCUAUAAAAACAAAUAAAUGUUUAAUUACCAUUUUAACACAAUACUGUAGCAAUCAUUUCUUAUUAAGAAAUUAUUCAGUUGAUUAAUUGCUGCCAUUCUUUUUCAAUAAUGAAAAGAAAACCAUGGGAAAUACCACAAGUGUUUUCUUUGAACAGUUUGUGUACAGUUUUUAUUUUUGUAUCAUUCUGGUGGAUGGUCUAGAAACGGAACUAUAAUGACAUAUUGAUAAUAUAACUAUUAGUGUUAUCACAGCUUGUUUUGUAUAUCUUGUAAUGUUGGAUUGUAAAUUAGAAAUUGAUUCAGGUCAUUAUCAUUGAUAAUUAACAACGUUUAGUUAUAAGGAAAUAACUAAAUCACUAAAGCACUACAGGCCACACCAUCACGCUUUCCUUCUCUUUCUCUUUCCUCAUCUUUCCUCUGUCUUUCUCUUUUGUGCUAUCAUUUUUCUCACACACUGAAUUGUGUAAAUUCAAAUUGUAUACAAAGGAUUAGAUUAAUUAGAUGGAUUAGAUGAAUCAUCAGAAAAAUGAAAAUAUUUUGUACCAGAACUUGAAUUUAGGGAGGUUGUAGGGUAGACAAUGUGGUUAAAGUAGUGUGUGGGUAUGUGUUUGUUGGAGGAGUUGGUAGUUAUCUGUCACUCGCUGGUUCCAUUGGACCUGGUUUCAAGCCUUAUUAUUAUUUUAUUUUUUAUAUUGUACUAUUCCAUGUUUGCCAUUCCAUAUUGCCCAAAUCAUAAUCAAUGAAAACUAUUCAUUAUCAAUAUGCCAUGUAGGAGUGACUGUGAGUAAUUGACAGAUGUGUAUGGGUGGAGCGAGAGGUAAAACACAAGAGGGUUCUGAGAGAGACAUUGCGAAGCCAUUUUGAAAUGAGCUCCACCGCUACUUCUUGGUCACUUUCAUCAUAUUAGACUCCCUCUGAGAACAAUUAUCUGGGCUUUAAUUCAUGUGUUACUUGUUCACAAGUUAGGAAAAUUAUAUAAAUGGAAAAAACACCAUGAAAUGAUUGUAAUAUUUGUAAAUUAUAUUGCUGUAACGUGUAAAAUGUGCCCAAGUUAUUUUUUAUUAUAUUAUUUUUAUGAAAGGUUUUCCUCUGAGAGAACUGAGGUGUCAUUUUGUGAAUAAAAUGCAUUUAAUAAGCAAACAGCUAUAUAAUACAAUUAUAUAUCAGUAUAUUUUUUAUUUUAUUUCACUGUUCGGUACUGUAAAGUGUGUUAAAAUUACAAAUAAAGGAAGAUUUUUUAUA
Molecule: messenger RNA, 7077 nt
Organism: Coregonus clupeaformis (lake whitefish)
Lineage: Eukaryota; Metazoa; Chordata; Actinopteri; Salmoniformes; Salmonidae
Product: cAMP-specific 3',5'-cyclic phosphodiesterase 4C
Exons: 10
Coding region: 1618-3525 (635 amino acids)
Biological process (GO): signal transduction
Cellular component (GO): perinuclear region of cytoplasm; cytosol; nucleus
Molecular function (GO): 3',5'-cyclic-AMP phosphodiesterase activity
Source: RefSeq, a predicted model, not a curated record